This is a messenger RNA of Penicillium macrosclerotiorum, 489 nucleotides long. RefSeq lists its product as uncharacterized. Bases 1 to 489 code for a protein of 162 amino acids. The transcript has 2 exons. The record is from RefSeq and is a predicted model, not a curated record. NCBI's taxonomy places the organism in Eukaryota, Fungi, Ascomycota, Eurotiomycetes, Eurotiales, Aspergillaceae.
AUGCCCGGCGCGGGCGAUGACGGCCAAUGGCCGGGAUACUGGAAGGUCGGCGGGGAGAUGGAGAGAAGGGCAGAGACGAGGGCACACGGUCAAGCGCCCGGAGCGUUCGAUACGCCCCGCCUUAUCGCCGGUGGCCUCAGGCAGGAGAGCCCCCCACAGGCCAAACUUCGUGCUUCGGCGGAGCUCUCAACUUCCCUUCUCCACUUGUUUCUUUCUUUGCUUCCUGCUCAGGCUUUCCUCCUUUCCGAAUUCAACAUCCAAUGUAGCACGCAGUCACUCCAACUCUCCGACCUGAACUUCGGUACGUUCCUUUUCUACCCCGCGACCUUCCCUCUAAACGCGACUCCCGUCGCGCUCUCCCAAGAUGCGAACCUGGUAAAAGGUCAGACCGCGCAAAGCCCCGGCACCUCCUGCUUCCUCUCACAAUCGCCGAUGGUACUCCUCAUCACCUCCUUGACUUCGCGGAUACAAAACAUCAUACCAUCCUAA